Psammomys obesus (fat sand rat) is the source of this 1310-nucleotide messenger RNA. RefSeq names its product F-box protein 16 (gene Fbxo16). The transcript is spliced from 8 exons. The record is from RefSeq and is a predicted model, not a curated record. The coding region runs from base 210 to 1217 and encodes 335 amino acids. NCBI's taxonomy places the organism in Eukaryota, Metazoa, Chordata, Mammalia, Rodentia, Muridae. Gene Ontology annotation, molecular function: protein binding.
AACCACACACUGUUGCCUAAGAGACCCCGGAUGCCAGCGACAGGAUUUAUAGAUGGUGAUUGGACUGCUGGAAGCGGUGAGGUGGGGGCUGGAAGGAGCUGAAGAAAGCUGUCCUAGUGGAACGAUGGCAACCCCAGAGCCAGAGGCUUGAAAAGGAGGCGAGCCGCUGAGGUGUAGUCUUUUUAUGGAAAAUACCAGGUCAUUUCGUGAUGGCGUUUGCACCUCCAAAAAGCAUCGAUGGCCCCAAAAUGCAGACAAAGAUGAGCACCUGGACACCUCUAAACCAUCAGCUUCUGAAUGACCAGGUAUUUGAAGAACGAAGAGCUCUGCUUGGAAAAUGGUUUGACAAAUGGACAGACUCUCAAAGGAGAAGAAUUCUUACAAGCCUGCUAGAACGCUGCUCCCUGUCCCAGAAGAAGUUCUGUUGUCGAAAGCUGCAGGAAAAAAUCCCAGCAGAGGCCGUGGACUUUACCACCAAGCUUCCACGGGUGUUAUCUGUCUAUAUCUUUUCCUUCCUGGAUCCCCGGAGCCUUUGCCGUUGCGCGCAGGUGAGCUGGUACUGGAAGAGCUUGGCUGAGCUGGACCAGCUCUGGAUGCCCAAGUGCCUGCGCUUUAACUGGUACAUCAGCUUCUCCCCAACACCCUUCGAGCAGGGCAUCUGGAAAAAGCACUACAUUCAGAUGGUGAGAGAACUUCACAUCACCAAACCCAAGACACCUCCAAAGGAUGGAUUCAUGAUUGCUGAUGUUCAGCCAGUUUCUGGCAGUUCUCCAGAAGAAAAGCAGUCCCCUUCCUUAGCUUUGCGGUCCUCCUCCUCUUUAAGAAAGAAGAAUAACCCAGGGGAGAAAGAGCUUCCACCAUGGCGGUCGUCAGAUAAGCACCCCACUGACAUCAUCCGCUUUAACUACCUAGACAACUGUGACCCUGAGCACCUCUGGAAAGGAAGAAGAAAAAGAAACGAAAUGAACCCAGACUUCAAGCGGCAGUUGCGAGAUAAGAAAAAUCAGCUUCAGGGUAGAGCCAGGCUCAGGAAAGCACGGUCCCUGAUGUCCCUGAGUUCCCCUCCUAAAGUUCCAGUUUGUCUCUCCUGGCCUCUUCAUCUGCCAAUGGAACUCUCAGAUCCUGAAACAGCAACUAAUAUUCUCAUGGAGCACUUUCAGAAACACCCUGGGCUUCAGUCAUCCCCCUCGGAGGUUCCAAAGUCAAAGCUGAUUUGAGGGUAGAAAAGGGCUUUUCUAGAAAUGACCAGGUAUUCGUCACAGCUGAGAGUUGGAUUCUAGCUAGUCCAUUAAACUCUUUUGGUUUCAGUA